GUUUGGUCGAGGCAACGGGCUGAAGCAGUGAAGGAGGCGUCUACCUAUAUGAUGUCUAUGCGCGACGCCGUGACUGUUACAAAUAGUAUACACCAUAGAUAUAUAUAGAACACUAGAUAUAUAUAGAACACUAGAUAUAUAUAGAACACUAGAUAUAGAACACUAGAUACGCCACGCCCCUCUCAGCCGCGGCACACGGAGCCGCCAUCUUGUGUGGGUCUUGAGUAAGUAUUCUCACACUGUCAGACAGCCAAAGAUAUUAUGGUCACAGCUAAUUUCUCAGCUCAAAAAAAAAUGCCAGUUCAUUGUGCUGCUUUCGGGUGUGUACACCGACGUUCAGUACACACCAGACGAGAGGGAAUCACUUUCCACAGGUUUCCCAAAGCCGGUGACCAGCGAAGAAAAUGGGAAGUCGCUCUUAAAAGACAGGGUUUUGCUGCCAAUGACGAUACCAUGCUCUGCAGUAAACAUUUCAAGCCAGAGCAUUUUGACCGGACUGGUCAAACUGUCAGGAUCAGACUUGGUGUUGUUCCAUCCAUCUUUGCCUUCCCCGCUCAUCUUCUAAAAUCAACAGCCAGCACUGACCGGACCACCUCGAAUUCAAGGCGAGCCAAGGAGAGCCUUCCAAUGGACAUCCCUCAAUAUGCCCCUGUUGAACCUGCAGCUCUGCCUCAGUCUCAGCUUGUUGACCACACUUAUGCUCUGUCCAGUUGCCCUUUUGCUCUUAAGGAGGGGUACAUUAAGGCAAAGGACAAUGUAAGCAGACUGCAGAGGGAAAAGAUGAAUACAAGGAAGCGUGAAUUGAGGGCAAAGAGUUCCUUGCAGGAUGUGCUGAUGGAGCUGAGGGAGAAAAACUUGAUGACUGAAGAACUAAGUCAGAGGGUUGGAUUGUAUGCAGAUCUCCCACUGCACCUUUUCGAGAAAAAGGCCAGUGAAUACAGCAAAGAACAGAGGGAGUUUGCCAUCACAUUACACCUGCAUGGACCCAAGGCAUACCGCUACCUCAGAAGCACGCUGCAACUUCCUCUCCCUCAUCCACGCUCAUUUUUGGAAAUUUAAGGUACCUGUCUGUCAUGGGGUUCGUUAUAAACAUUGACACUCUGAUGGGGAUGAUUCCUCAACUCCUGGAAGAGCAACAAUAUGUCCUGACCUACCGCUUCAGCCAGGAUCAUUUGGAGCUUCUCUUCAAUUCUAUCAGAGCAUCAGGAGGCUGGAAUAACAACCCAACUGCUGGACAGUUCCAGGGUAUCUUCCGCAAGCUCAUGUAUAGAUGUGGUGUCAAGCCUGUGGAUUCUGGCAACGUGAGAGGACAGGAUGCCACUGUCACCCUGUCAGCUGAGCACUACACCAGAGUCUCCUUUCCGCUGCUGAGAUGUCCUCUGCAGAUGCCGCCACUGCUGAAGAGCUGGUUUCUCCAUUCCUGAACAUUUCGGCCCUUGUAGGGGACCACAGCUACCUCCCGACUCGCUUUGGUGGUCUAGUAGACAACGCACUGGUCUACAUUGCUGGGUUCGUUGUCCGGUGUAUUUUUCGCAGCCUGUCCUGUGAUGUGUGCCGUGCCAGCCUGGUGACAGAUGCUGUAGCUGUCCCAUUUGACCAGAGCUACCAUCUGCUGGAACUUCGUAACAACGGUGGGCUGAUGAUUCCUUCAAAAGGAACUGUAAAGGUGGUGAGAGCUGCGGAGAGGGCCAUUCGUCAACACUCUCCAGGGAAAGCCCCUGAUGAGGUUGUUGUA
Messenger RNA from Anoplopoma fimbria (sablefish), 1735 nucleotides. RefSeq names its product THAP domain-containing protein 2-like. NCBI's taxonomy places the organism in Eukaryota, Metazoa, Chordata, Actinopteri, Perciformes, Anoplopomatidae. Bases 262 to 1059 code for a protein of 265 amino acids. The transcript is spliced from 7 exons. The record is from RefSeq and is a predicted model, not a curated record.